This is a messenger RNA of Myripristis murdjan (pinecone soldierfish), 3914 nucleotides long. It is a transcript of the gene rhbdl3, whose product is annotated as rhomboid, veinlet-like 3 (Drosophila). Gene Ontology annotation, cellular component: membrane. The record is from RefSeq and is a predicted model, not a curated record. The transcript is spliced from 10 exons. Lineage: Eukaryota; Metazoa; Chordata; Actinopteri; Holocentriformes; Holocentridae. Gene Ontology annotation, molecular function: serine-type endopeptidase activity; calcium ion binding. The coding region runs from base 658 to 1902 and encodes 414 amino acids.
GCGUGUUCCUCCUCCUCCUCGGGUUCCUGUCAGGACGCAGCGGAGAAACCAGACGGCUGGCCCCGCGCGGCGCCGCCGACCGACCGGCCAACCGAGCGAUCUGCAGAAAACUGUUUGCCAGAUGGGUCUGCGCCGUGCUGCUGUUUUGUCGCAUCUCCCAAAGUGAGACUCGCUCUGCUAAACGUGCGUCCCCCCCUCCGGUUCACAAACUUGGACUGCUGCCUCUGUUCGUGGCGAGGGAGACCGGCUCUGGGAAGCUCUGUCAUUCCGGUCCAGCGAGAUGUGAUGGAGGACGCUGGUGUGACACCGCAGCGACACUGCUCUAAAAGUCAGAAGCUGUAACCCAACCAGAGGUAAAAAAAACAACUUUUCACAGCUGAUGAAGAUUUGCUCUGCUUCUCCACGAGGAACUGAAAGGGACAUCACUGGACGAUACACGCCACUGGGAUUUCUCUCCACUGCUGUCUUGAGAUUUUGCACCUGGGCUGAUCUGAACUCUCCAGAAUCCAAAUUUCAGUUUUUAGGGAUGCCCGUGCGAGCGUGAUACUCGUCUUUUUCUCAUCGCAGGCGUUUUGCUGACGCAUAUUAGGAGCGAAAUUGGAUUGUAAACAAUGGGAAGUCGUCGCUGAGGAUUUAUCCGUUGCUCUCCGCGGCUCUAUGGAGACGAGUAGCCCGAGGACGACGGGUGGACCCCGGGAGGCGCCGGUGAACUCCUCUCCGGCGGUGGCGGCCAACGCGGAGGGAGAGGAGAUCGAGGUUUUGGAGAGCACCGACGUCCUUCCCGUGGCCCCGGAGGACCAAUGGAAGUCUCUGUUUGACAAGUAUGACCCAGAGAGUUCGGGCUUCAUCAGUACGGAGCGGUUCAGGGACUUGCUGGCGACUCACGGCUCCGAGCUCGACCCACACAAGCUCGAGGUCCUGCUGGCCCUCGCCGACGGCAACGCAGAUGGAAAGAUCUGCUACCAGGACUUUGUCAAUCUGAUGAGUAACAAGCGCUCCAACAGUUUCCGGAGGGCCAUUCUCCAGGGGGGCAGACAGCUGAAAGGCUGUGCCCUGAGGGAGGAGGUGGGCUUGGGGCUGUCUCAAAGGCUCGUCCGCCACGUCGCCUACGAGACGCUGCCCCGUGAGGUCGACCGCAAGUGGUACUUUGACAGCUACACCUACUGCCCCCCGCCCUGGCUCAUACUGGCGAUCACUAUUGCUGAGGUAGCGGUGUUCAUGUACUAUGGGUUCCAGCUGGACCGCUGGGUGCUCCAGGUGUCCAGUCCGGCCUUCCUAAAGGGCCCCCUGCCUUACCACCCUCAGCUGCGGGCGCAGGCCUGGAGAUACCUCAGCUACGUUUUCAUGCACGCCGGGAUUGAACACCUGAGUCUGAACAUGGCCAUGCAGCUGCUGGUGGGAGUUCCUCUAGAAAUGGUCCACGGAGCCCUGAGGAUCGGACUGGUCUACGUGUGUGGUGUAUUGGCAGGGUCUCUGGCCGUGUCCGUCACUGACAUGACGGCUCCAGUGGUGGGGUCGUCUGGAGGGGUGUAUGCCCUGGUCUCAGCACACCUGGCUAAUGUUGUAAUGAAUUGGUCGGGAAUGAAGUGUCAGUUUAAGUUAUUCCGGAUGGCCAUGGCUCUUGUUUGCAUGAGUGUAGAGUUUGGCCGGGCAGUGUGGCUGCGUUUCUACCCUCCAGCCUUCCCGCCAUGCCCCAACCCCAGCUUUGUAGCCCACCUGGGUGGGGUGGCGGUGGGGCUGACUCUGGGUGUGGUAGUCCUGCAGAACUAUGAGCAGCGGCUCCAGGAGCAGUCCCUCUUUUGGAUCUUCUUCUGUGUCUACACCCUGUUUGUGCUCUGUGCCGUCUUCUGGAACAUAUUUGCCUACAGCCUGCUUGACGUACGACUGCCCCCGCCACCAUGACCUCCUCACUGGACACAGAUGAAACUCUGUAUUCCCCUUUUUUUCUCCAUCCAUAAAUGUCUGACCACCUGGCUAGAUGAGUCACCUCACCCCUGAUUGUCUGAGCCACAUCAAGGCAUCAUGAGAAUCAUCUGACAAGUACGCCCAGAGCUCUGAGGCAGGGGUGCCUGACAUGCAGUAGCCUUCUCUGUCCACCUCUGGAUAUCCGCUCCCAUUUGCCUCCUGAGCUUCUGUUUUGGUUAACCAUAAGCCUUACCAUCAUUCCCCCCUCCCAUACUACAUGAACUUACCCCACCUGCUCUGUGUCUUCAUCUCUGCCUGGUGUUUGUCUGCAGUGUGUCAGCCAGUGGAAUUUUUGUUGACGGCGGUGUCGACAAAUGAGAAGCCUCGGAUCUAACAGAACAGGAGCAGGAGCAAGCGGGAACGGUCCUGUGCACACGGCUGAGCCCGCUCUGCCUCCUCCUCCCCAACCCAACAGUGCCUACUUAUGGAGAAGUCAGCCUCAUGAGAGUGUGUCUGCACAACUGGCUCUCCUGUAGGGUUGCAGCAGUAAAACCCCUGUAUUGUGAGCAGUGUUCAGGCAGAAGGUUAUUGAAAGUCCUGUGAUAUACACAGUUUGUGGCUUUAUCUUUAGCAAAUCAAGGAUAAAGUCAUAUGAGGAUUCAGGGUCACUUUAUGUUUUGUCUUCACUGCAAGCACCUCACGACAGGAUUCAGAAUAAGCAGACAUACAGUAAGAAUGCUAACCUUGUGAUGCUCCAACUGCAGGUCUCGCAAAAUGGAGAAAAAUUCAAAUGUCAUCAUGCACCAGUUUACGCAGUUAUGCAGUGGUUUUGGAAGGGAGAUGUGGGUUACUGUUCACUGUUGCUUACGGCAUGUGGCGCUUCCUCAGUGAAAGAUUAAACUGUGCUCAGCACCGCUUGAAACUCAAGUUUGCGUGUGCUUGACUUGAGAGGUGCAACACACCGUUGUGUGGACAGAUCAAAGAGAAUAAAAAGUGCCAUCUAGUCUUUCAACUUACAGAAACGUUGCCAAGAAGUUGCAAUAAGCAUCAGCACUGGAGAAGAGCAAACACCUUGACUGUAAGUAUUGCUGAAGUGAGACAGACAGUUACUGUAUUUGUCUGUGGUUGAAAUUAAAACCAGGAUUGUCAGAGAGGAAUUACAAAUUGAGAAUCUCACAGUGACAACCUAAAUGUGCAGUCAGAUUUUGUCAUGUUGUUGGCCAUUUCUUGCACUUGCACAGAUUUUUUGAGUGGCUGAAAAUUGCAAACAAGGUGGAAAAUUGAGAAAAGGGGUGUUUAGAUUGAUUGAACUUUCACCAAGGGGGGGCAGCUGGGCCAUUCUGAAUAACAAAUGUAGUCUUUUGGUCAUUACCAGACAUAGAAGAGCACACAUGCCAGACCUCGGCUACAUUAGGGCUGGGGUCAGUUCACAUUCAAUUCACUGAGGAAAAUUGAUUUUCUUAAAAAAAAAAAAAAAAAAAAGAAAUCAAACAAUUGGAAACCCCCAGAAAUCUUUAAUCUUUAAUCAGGAUGAAAAUGGGGUGAAUCAAUGCUAUCUCAUUAUUUCCAGUCCCAAUUUACAUUGUCAAUUGACUGAAUUGAUAGAACUAAUCCCAACCCUACACUGUUAGUCCAAACUGUACUGUACUUUAACCUCAUGUUACACUGGUAACUGCUUCGCACAAACAUUAUGAUAAUGUAAUGAACUACAGAUGAAUAUUUUAACAUACAGUUGCUCUUGAUAUUUUAACAGUUGCUAUUGAUUUGUUUUUGUUUUUAUGUGAUACUGGUAUGUUCUGUAAAGUGUUCAGUCAGUCUGCAUUGUGAUCUGUUAGCUAUAUCUUGUGUGUAUCCUAUUUAAAAAAAAAAAAACAAUGGGUGAGGACGUUCUGGGAUUGUAUAUAAUAAGGGCUAUGACACAAACUGAGUGAAGAGUAAGUCACUGAUAAUAUUUUAACAUUGUGCAUAUUUUGUAGAUUUGAUAUGUACAUACUGGAGUACAUUAAACU